Molecule: messenger RNA, 2400 nt
Organism: Frankliniella occidentalis (western flower thrips)
Lineage: Eukaryota; Metazoa; Arthropoda; Insecta; Thysanoptera; Thripidae
Exons: 3
Coding region: 1-2400 (799 amino acids)
Source: RefSeq, a predicted model, not a curated record
AUGUCUGAUGUCGAAGAUGCAGAUCAGAUUUCGGAUGUUGAUUAUUUCAACGUGUCGAGUGAGCAAGCUGAUGAGCAAAACGAUUCUGACUGUGAAAGCACGCAUUCUUUGGAUUCAGCUAUCUCCGAUGCUGGACAAGGGCUGGACGCAGAACUUCAAUUUGACUCUGCAAAGUUUUUGCUGAAUCUUCGAGAGGAGGCAAUGGUUUCGCAGACAGCAUUGAGCAAGGCUGUUGAUGGUGCAGAUGAGUUAUUUUCUAAAUUUUCAAACUCUAUAAAGGAUCGCAUUAUGCAAGGGAUUGAUGCCUCUGGUGCAGUAUCAGAAGAGCAUAUCAAGAACACCUUCCAGGAGUUUUCACAAGGAAUGUUUUCUGGGAUGGAUUCCAAAAAAUCUCUUGAUUCAUUUUCUGAGAAGCAUCUUGGUGUUCUGGAACCUGAACGAGUAGAGCUCUAUGAAACUCAAGAGAGUGACAAAAAUGGUGUCCUAAAAACAGUUAAGCAUUAUGCUUACACAAGUCCAUUUGUUCCCAGUUUGAAAAGGCUCCUAAGCAGGCCUGAUGUAAUGUCUUGUGUGGAAAAUUCUGAAACAAGUGAAGAGGGAGUAUAUAGAAGUUACCGUGAUGGCAAGUAUUGUAAAGAACAUCCAAUACUAUCAAAAAAAGGGACAGUUGCAGUUAUAUGUACAUUUGAUGAACUGGAAGUGUCAUCCCCUCUUGGUCCUAAGAAACACAAAUUAGCUCUAUACUACUGGACGCUGGCAAAUUUCAAUCCUCAGAUGAGAGCUUCCUUGAAGUCUGUCCAACUGAUGGCAAUUGCCUGGAGUAAAGAUCUCAAAGCUCAAAAAUCCUUAACUGAAAGUUUAUCGCUUGACUUGAAGCAGGAAAGACAUGCCAAGAUAUUUGCUCCUUUUCUCGAUGGCAUCAGGCAGCUUGAAAAGGGUAUUAAGAUUACUGACAAAAAGACUGUCUUUGGAAGUUUAUUGUGUGUAACUGGUGAUACGCCUGCUGUGAAUGUUCUUGGUGGCUUCAAGGAGUCAGUGAGUAUUGCUCAUAAACCAUGUCACAAGUGCCUCGUGGACAAUGAAGAAAUGAAGAGUGUUUUCAGGGAAGAUUUUUUUGAGAAAAGAACACCUGAAAAUUUGAAAAGCCACUUAAAUGAGGUGCAAUCAUCACAAACACUCAAGGAACGCACUGAAAAAUCUACCCGGUUUGGAAUUAAUGGACCUUCUGUUAUAUCUGAUUUAAAACACUUCGAUUAUGUACGUUGUUUUAAUUUAGACGUCAUGCAUAUUGUACAUGAAGGUAUCUUGGAAGCCCACCUUCGCCAUCUGCUUUUCCAUGCUGUUGAAGUUCUGAAGGUUACCAAAGUAGAAGAGAUCAAUGCAGAUGUACGUUACAUGGCCAAUCAAUUAUUUUCUAAAGAUAGACCAGCCUCCAUUCUUCCAAGCCAUCUGAUAACUGGGUUGAGACAAUCUGCAAGUCAAAUGCUUUCUUUAGCCUUAUGCAUUCCCUUUCAUUUGAAGAAGACAUUGGAUGAUCUGGAAAAUCUUGAAGAAGAAGAAAGGCAUGACGACAUGCUGGACUUAGAAGAGAGGCUACAAAAUUUUGUCUGCCUGGUGCAGGUGACUAUGGGUCUUCUGGCUUUUGAGCUGACAGCAGAAGAUUUGUCAAAAAUCAGAAGCAUGAUCCAGACUCAUCAUGAGACCUUUAUUGUGCAUUACCCAGAAUUUGAUGUAACUCCUAAGUUCCAUUUUGUUAUCCAUAUUCCUGAACAAAUUGAAAACUUCGGUCCAACAAGAGUUACAUGGACCAUGAGAUUUGAAGCACAGCACUCUUAUUUUAAAAAUCUCAUCAGAAUUAUGAAGAAUUUUAUCAACCCUCCAUUAUCGUGUAGUUACCGAUAUGAAAACCUGAGAGCCUCUCAAAUGCUAACAAAACCAGGAGACCAACCAGGGAACUUUAUAGUAAAAGAUGAUAUCUAUUCAUUUCCUCGUCAAAUUAAAACAAAUCAGCAUCAGUACAAGAAACUCCUCUCUGCAGUGUUUGACAGUGAAGAAAUGCUUCUAACAUGUAAGAGCAUCAGAACCAAAGGUGCUCAGUUCUCCCUCAAUUCAGUUGUGCUUCUUGAUGAUACACCAACCUUUGCCACAGUUUCAGACAUAUUAUGUCAAGGAGACAUAAAGAUUUUAAUUGUCUCAGUUCUGAAAACUUUCAAAUAUGAGCCUUUAUGCAAUGCAUAUUGUUUAGAAGUCUUAGACUCUCCAGAAGUUCGGCUGUGUAUUGUAGGUAAUCUAGCUCAUUUUCAGCCUUUUAAUAGUAUGCCGUUCCAGGGAGAUAACAAAAAGUUGUGGGUCAUCCCUAAAUACCACAAGAUUGGUUUCAACCACCCCCUCAUGAUAUAA